AUGCAGUAUUCGCACCACUGCGAGCACCUGCUGGAGCGGCUCAACAAGCAGCGCGAGGCCGGGUUCCUGUGCGACUGCACCGUGGUGAUCGGCGAGUGCCAGUUCAAGGCGCACAGGAACGUGCUCGCCUCCUUCAGCGAGUACUUCGGCGCCUUUUACAGGGACGCCUCGGACAGCAACGUCGUGCUGGACCAGGCGCAGGUGAAAGCCGACGGCUUCCAGAAGCUCCUGGAAUUUAUUUAUACGGGGAAUUUAAACCUUGACAGCUGGAAUGUUAAAGAAAUUCACCAGGCUGCUGACUAUCUCAAAGUAGAAGAAGUGGUCACUAAAUGCAAGAUAAAAAUGGAAGACUUUGCUUUUAUUGCUAAUCCAUCUUCUACAGAGACAUCUAGUAUCACAGGGAACAUUGAAAUGAAUCAGCAAACUUGCCUUCUGACUCUCCGAGAUUACAAUAAUCGGGAGAAAGCAGAUGCUGCUUCUGCAGACGUUGUUCAACCACAAGCAAAGAAAGCAGCCUUAGAAAAGAAAUCUGCUCAAACCAAAAAGCGAAAGAAGAAUUUUACCCCCGCCAAAAGCAUACAGAAUAAAUCAGUACAAUAUGAGAAUGAUGUGGCUGAGAACACGUCCAUUGAGAUGUUCUUAGACGCGAAUAAGCUGGCCACACAGAUAACGGAACAGGCUGCCCAGGGCAGUGAUAACUCUGAACUACAGUUGUCAUCUGCGGUGGAAAGUGAAACUUUGGCAGCACAAGAUCUCUUAGUUCAGACUCUUACAGCAAAACAAAAACGGGGAAAACCUCAGCCCAACUGUGCGCUGAAAGCACACUGUAUGUCUAACAUAGCCAGUGAAAAGAGCACUUACCAGCUGGAGGGCUUGGGGGAAGAGCUGGAUCAGAAGUUCUCCAAAGCCAAACCAGUGUGCAACACGUGUGGAAAAGUCUUCUCGGAAGCCAGUAGCCUCCGUCGCCACAUGCGAAUACACAAAGGAGUGAAGCCCUACGUGUGCCAGCUCUGCGGGAAGGCGUUCACGCAGUGCAACCAGCUGAAGACACAUGUAAGAACUCACACAGGGGAGAAGCCAUACAAAUGUGAGCUGUGUGACAAAGGCUUUGCCCAGAAAUGCCAGUUAGUGUUCCACAGCCGGAUGCACCACGGAGAAGAGAAACCAUACAAGUGUGAUGUGUGCAAUCUGCAGUUUGCAACGUCGAGUAAUCUCAAGAUUCACGCCAGGAAGCACAGCGGCGAGAAGCCCUACGUGUGCGACCGCUGCGGCCAGCGCUUUGCCCAGGCCAGCACGCUCACCUACCACGUGCGGCGCCACACGGGGGAGAAGCCUUACGUGUGUGACACCUGCGGGAAGGCCUUCGCCGUGUCCAGUUCGCUCAUCACCCAUUCCCGAAAACAUACAGGAGAGAAGCCAUAUAUCUGUGGCAUUUGUGGAAAGAGCUUUAUUUCCUCUGGAGAGCUCAAUAAACAUUUUCGGUCCCAUACAGGUGAAAGACCAUUUAUCUGUGAAUUGUGUGGAAAUUCUUACACAGAUAUAAAAAAUCUAAAGAAGCACAAAACAAAAGUUCACACAGGAUCUGAAACCCCCCCUGAUUCCAAUACACUUGAGAAUUCCUUCAAUGAACAAGAAUCCGUUCAGAAAAGUCCUUUAUCGGAGUCUGUAGAUGUGAAGCCCUCUGAGAUGUCUUUACCACUUCCUCUUUUAGACCAUCAGAUGCUGCUCCCUGUGACGGGCAGUCAGUCUCCCUCGUCAGAAACAUUACUGAGAUCUGCUGUGACUGGAUAUUCAGAACCUCAGUUUAUUUUCUUGCAGCAGUUGUAUUGACACUGCAGUAUGGAGCCAACAAGGUAAUCAGUAGCGAACUCGCAUCCUUUGGUAAGGUGAACCUAAUCAUUCAAGCAGUUACACUUUAUGGAGUUGGACUUGGUUCUUUUCUUUUUUUCCCCCUCUGUGUAAAGAGGCUUGUAAGGCAUCUCCUUUGUGCAGUGCUGCCUUUCAUUUCUUGUUGAAUUGCGCUAAUCUACAAUCACAUUUUUUUAAUUGCAGCUGACACUGAUUUCCAGGAGAUUAUUCCUUUCCAGCAACAUCUGCCUUAAGAAUU
Tinamus guttatus (white-throated tinamou) is the source of this 2107-nucleotide messenger RNA. It is a transcript of the gene MYNN, whose product is annotated as myoneurin. The record is from RefSeq and is a predicted model, not a curated record. Gene Ontology annotation, biological process: regulation of transcription by RNA polymerase II. Gene Ontology annotation, molecular function: DNA-binding transcription factor activity, RNA polymerase II-specific; protein binding. Lineage: Eukaryota; Metazoa; Chordata; Aves; Tinamiformes; Tinamidae. Gene Ontology annotation, cellular component: nucleus.